Myotis daubentonii (Daubenton's bat) is the source of this 2592-nucleotide messenger RNA. It is a transcript of the gene ERCC8, whose product is annotated as ERCC excision repair 8, CSA ubiquitin ligase complex subunit. The record is from RefSeq and is a predicted model, not a curated record. Gene Ontology annotation, biological process: proteasome-mediated ubiquitin-dependent protein catabolic process; protein polyubiquitination; transcription-coupled nucleotide-excision repair. Lineage: Eukaryota; Metazoa; Chordata; Mammalia; Chiroptera; Vespertilionidae. Gene Ontology annotation, cellular component: Cul4A-RING E3 ubiquitin ligase complex; nucleotide-excision repair complex. Gene Ontology annotation, molecular function: protein binding.
CAGAACGCCCCGCCCACCAGCCCGAGAACGCCCACUUGCCUCACGCCCUCCCAGUAACGGCGCUCACCAUUCGUCAGAUGGCUUCUUGGUUCUACCAAUGGGAGGCCCCGUUGUUAGAGCCCCGCCCCCGAGCCCUGUCAUGGCCGCGUCCAGGGUACCUACUUGCGCAGGAGACCGGGAUGCUAGGGUUUUUGUCGGCGCGACAAGCCGGAUUGGACGACCCUCUUCACCUACGAAGAGCGGAGUCCACGCGAAGGGUUUUGGGACUGGAGUUAAACAAAGACAGAGAUGUUGAAAGGAUCCACAGCAAUGGAGUUAACAGCCUGGACAUUGAACCUGUUGAAGGGAGAUACAUGUUAUCAGGUGGUUCAGAUGGUGUGAUUGUACUUUAUGAUCUUGAGAACUCCAGCAGACAACCUUGUUACACAUGUAAAGCAGUGUGUUCUGUUGACAGAUAUCAUCCUGAUGUUCACAAAUAUAGUGUGGAGACUGUACAGUGGUAUCCUCAUGACACUGGCAUGUUCACCUCAAGCUCAUUUGAUAAAACUCUGAAAGUAUGGGAUACAAACACAUUACAAACUGCAGAUAUAUUUAAUUUUGAAGAAACAGUUUAUAGUCAUCAUAUGUCUCCAGUUGCCACGCAGCACUGCUUGGUAGCAGUUGGUACUAGAGCGCCCAAAGUACAACUUUGUGACUUAAAGUCUGGAUCCUGUUGCCACAUUCUACAGGGUCACAGACAAGAAAUUUUGGCAGUUUCCUGGUCACCACGUUAUGAUUAUAUCUUGGCAACUGCAAGUGCUGACAGUAGAGUAAAAUUAUGGGAUGUUCGGAAAGCAUCAGGAUGUCUGAUUACUCUUGAUCAGCAUAAUGGGCAAAAGUCACAAGCGGUUGAAUCAGCAAACACUGCUCAUAAUGGGAAAGUUAAUGGCUUAUGUUUUACAAGUGAUGGGCUUCACCUGCUGACUAUUGGUACUGAUAAUCGAAUGAGGCUCUGGAAUAGUUCCAAUGGAGAAAACACACUAGUGAAUUACGGAAAAGUUUAUAAUGACAGUAGGAAAGGAUUGAAAUUCGCCGUCUCCUGUGGCUGUAGUUCAGAAUUUGUUUUUGUACCAUAUGGUAGCACCAUUGCUGUUUAUACAAUUUACUCAGGAGAACAGAUAACUAUGCUUAAGGGACAUUAUAAAAGUGUUGACUGCUGUGUAUUUCAGUCUAAUUUCCAGGAACUUUACAGUGGUAGCAGAGACUGCAAUAUCCUUGCUUGGGUACCAUCCUUAAAUGAACCAGUACCUGAUGAUGAGGAGACCUCAACCAGAUCACAUUUAAAUCCAGCAUUUGAAGAUGCCUGGAGCAGCAGUGAUGAGGAAGGAUGAAUGUCAAUCCUACGUACCUUUGUGUCUCUAUUAAUGAAAAUUUUAAAAUGGACUGUUACAGUUUUGUUUUUUUUAACUGUUCAGUGAUAGCUAAAUUAGCUCUGAAUUUGGAUGAGUUUUCUCCUCAUAUUUUAAAAUGUGAUUAGUAUUGCCCUAGCUGGUGUGGCUCAGUGGAUAGAGCGUCAGCCCUUGGACUGAAGAAUCGUGAGUUUAAUUCCGGUCAAGUCCAUGUACCUCGGUUGCAGGCUAGAUCCCCAGCCCUGGUCCGGACGUGGGCAGGAGGCCACCAAUCGAUGUCUCUCUCUCACAUUGAUGUUUCUCUCUCUGUGUCUCUGCCCCUAUCUUCUACUCUCUCUAAAAUUAAAUGGAAAAAUAUCCUCAGGUGAGGAUUAACAACAACCAAAAAAUGUGGUAUUUUCAUGAAAUCCUAAAACAGAUUUCUAUAUAGUAUAUUUAAUCAAAACAUAUCUCUUGAUCCCAAUUGCUGUGACCUAGGGCAGCCCCUAUUGCUAUAGUACAAGGAGAUAAGUCACAGCACCCCAUGUGGGGUCUUGAGCAGACUGUGUGAUGCUCUCUCUGAGGAUGAGCAAGUGGUGGUUAACAGCACUGACUGUCUACUGGCUACACCAUCAGUCUGUUAAUUUUCACUUUCAAGGACAAUUUUACUGAGGAUGACUAUAUAAAAAAUAAUAAUUGAAAAGUUAGCAUAAAAAUGUUUUAUUCUUUCUUACUCCUGUAUUUGGUUUUUGUAGUGAUUUCAUUUAGUUGACUGUUGUCUAGCUUUAUAUAGGAUGUUUUUGGAUUCACUUCUUCCCAUAAUCCAAAAAGUGCACCACAGGAAUUUUUUUAACUUGGGGAAAAUCCCAUGUUGCCUUUAUUUUAACACAGCAGAUGGCAGCUUGUACUCACACUUGAACUUCCUUUCUCUGAAUCUUGUUAAGAUGUGACCAAGUUCUACUUCAUUCAUCAAGACAGAAAAUUUCCUGACAGGGAACCAGGCUUAAACGUGAAAUGUCAUAAAAUUUCUAGUUUACUGUCUACUCUUUUUUGUGUCAACCCAUAAGUUAUUAUCAUAAAGCUAAUCUUGUAUUUCCUUUCUUCCUGGUUCUUAUCAGCAAGAAACGUGUAAAAGAAGUUUUUAUGAGCUUGAAUAUCAAGUAUGCAGUUGUCGAGUUUUUAAGUGUUUAAGUGCUAGACCUCAUAUUAAACCUUUCUGGACAGA